GGCUGUCGCCGGGGCCGGCGGCGGUGUGUCAUCCGCCGCCGGGGACUUCCCGAGCCCCGGGGCAGCCGGGCCGGCGCCGGACCCUGCGCCGCGCUGAACGGGCGGCGGGGGCAGGCGGUGCCCGGGCCCCCCGCCAGCCUCGCGGUGCGGUUUGCGAUCCCCGGGCGCCCCACGGUCCUGAGACUGUUGAGAACUCCUUGGCGGGGAGCAGGCAGCCAUGGUGCAGCUAAAAAAAAAAACUGAAUUUGCGUUAAAGACCUGCUUAAAUAUCUGUAGUGUGGAAAUAAUGAUGCUCGGUCCAGUUGCGUGCCAGAGCCUGCCAGCGUCGCUCCUGCCAGGCAGGCAGGGCUGCGAGCGCUCCCGAGGGAGACUUGGUUGUGCAAGGGAUCUUCGUUAAUGAUGUCCUCGCUGUCUCUGUUCUGGGGUUGCUUUAUCAGCUUUAACGACCCCGGGCACAGGCAAAAGUUGGAUGUUACUGGAAACUUAAACUGUGCAGGGAGCUGAGUGAGCCUCUCUGCUUCCUUGGCUGUCCUGAUUUGAAGGAAGUACCUGCGUGUGCAGCCUUACUCGGUUUAGGAGGCUGUGGAAUGUAGUUGCAGGGCAUGAAGGCAGGAGAUGGCUUCUUUAGAUCAUCAUAAGUGGUCAAAACAAAUGGAUUUGAUUAUUUUCUCAUUAUUAUUUUCUCCUUUCUGGCUUGCUCGUGCCUCUCACAUCUUUGUUUUCCAGCCCUUUGGAGAGCCCUGUACCCCAGCUUGGGCAUUGCCAGUAAAUCUGGGCUCCGUGUGUGCACAGCAUCUCCCCGGGAACAGCUGGCUCCGGGCAGAAUUGCAGUCCUUUUUGAGAGAUGCGAACACAAGCAGUGGCUCUGGAGAUACAGCCAGAAUUUUUCGUUCACAUGGCAGCAGCAAACUCAACUCCGCCUGGCUCUUUGGAUCUAAACCAGCCUGGAUUUGCAAAGGAGAUCCUGGGAACUAAACUGGAGGUCAAAUACCUCUGCUCUGAUUGCAAGAAUAUAUUGAGGAGGCCAUUUCAAGCUCAGUGCGGACAUCGUUACUGUUCCUAUUGUCUGAAGAAAAUUAUAAGUGCUGGACCUCAAAAGUGUGCCAGCUGUAUUCAGGAAGGAAUAUACGAAGAAGGAAUUUCUAUUUUAGAAACAAGCUCAGCUUUCCCAGACAAUGCAGCUCGGCGGGAGGUGGAAAGUCUGCCUGCUGUCUGUAUUAACAGUGGCUGCACUUGGAAGGGGACUAUUAAAGAAUACGAAGCUCAUGACGAGGUUUGCCCUGAAUUUCCACUGACUUGUGAAGGCUGUGGGAAGAAGAUUCCAAGGGAGAAGUUUCGGGACCAUGUGAAGACUUGUGGCAGAUCUAAAGUGCCUUGCAGGUUUGAGGUUGUCGGAUGUACUGAGGUGGUGGAAAAUGAAAAGCUACUAGAACACGAAAGCACGUGCUUGGCGGAGCAUCUCUACAUGCUGCUGAGCUUUGUGCUCAGCCUCAAGACUGGGUCUGGAGACCUAAAGCCCCUUCCUGCUUUUUCCUCAUCACAAAACAACUCCCCACUACUGGCAGCAAGCUCUCUGUGCUCAGAGUCAGAGCUCUCCAGGUCCUUGGAGCUCUUGGGAAGAUGUGAGGCCCUUGAGAGGAAAACGGUGACCUUUGAGAACAUUGUCUGUGUGCUCAAUCGGGAGGUGGAAAGAGUGUCUCUAACAGCUGAAGCCUACAGUCGGCAGCAUCGACUAGACCAGGAAAAAAUUGAAACACUGAGUAACAAGGUCCGGCAGCUGGAAAGGAGCAUUGGGCUCAAAGAUCUGGCCAUGGCUGAGAUGGAAGAAAAGAUCCGCAACAUGGAAGCUUCCACCUACGAUGGUGUUUUCAUCUGGAAGAUAACAGAAUUUGCCAGGAAGCGUCAGGAGGCGAUAACAGGACGCUCUCCUGCGAUCUUCUCUCCAGCUUUCUACACGAGCAAGUAUGGCUACAAGAUGUGUCUGCGUGUUUACCUGAACGGGGAUGGCACCGGGCGUGGGACCCAUCUGUCCUUGUUCUUUGUGGUGAUGAAAGGACCCAACGAUGCACUUCUGCGAUGGCCCUUCAACCAGAAGGUAACCCUGAUGCUCCUAGAUCAGAACAACCGGGAGCACAUCAUUGAUGCCUUCCGACCCGAUGUGACAUCCUCCUCCUUCCAGCGACCCAUCACAGAAAUGAACAUCGCCAGCGGCUGCCCGCUGUUCUGCCCCGUCUCUGUGAUGGAAGCCAAGAACUCCUACGUGCGUGAUGACGCCAUCUUUAUUAAAGCCAUCGUUGAUCUCACGGGCCUUUAACCCUCCUCACCUCCAGGAGCAGUGAACGCAGAGCCAGCCCCAAGUGGGGCGUCCCCCUCUUGUGCUGCACUUCAGGCAGGUCUCGGAGCAAGGAGGGGGCAAAAAGCAGAAGGGGAAUAGCCCUUCCCACAAAGGGACCUUCACUCUGAGUGGAAACAAGGUGUCUGAUGGGAACCCUCUUCCCUGGUGUCAGAGAGACCUUCCCUGAGAAGAGGUUUGGGUGGACAUUCACAGUCUGCAGGGUACAAGAUCUCCUGCAGGGACUUGGGUGUCUGAACUGCUGCUGUCUGGGCUCCCAGUGGAAACCAGUGCAGCUCUUGCUCUACCAGUUUAGUGCAGAUCCACAGUGCUCUGUAGUAAAAAAAGGAUUUGGCUUGCUCAAGCACCACCUUGAGUGGAUGUUCGGCUCAGCCACCUAGGAUUUUCUUCAGAGAUCUCUGUGUUCCUGGAAGUUUUGUGUGCUGCAGGGGUGUCAUUGCUCUGUGCUGCUGGCUGGUCUGUGCCUCAGUGGACAGGAAGGGUGUGUGGCAGGCUUGGUGCAAACUGUUUUGCCGCUGUUUUGAUGCCAUCAGUGACUUCAGAGAGGGUUGCUGAGCUGAGCUGUGUGUCACAAGGGGGAGUGGUACCCCGAGUCUGGCUCUCGCGGUGUGUUUGAGUGGUUUGUGCUCUGAGCAGUGUGCUGGGAGCGUGGGAUGGGGCAGGAAGUGCCUGCUGCCUGGGAGGGAGCAUGGGGCAGCAGCGCCAGGGAUGCCCAUAGUGAAAGAGAAGUGAAUCUCCCCUCGACCCUGCCCGUCCUGUCCUGGGAGAGGAGGGUAACACAGGGCUCGGUGCAGGACAGCAGCUCUCCAAAUGCCAAGAGCCCCAGGUGGGUUUUCAGCCAGACCCUGCCAUUCUCUGCCUGCCUGUGCCUGAGCAGUGGUGGGGGCAGGAUGGUGGCAGUGCUGGCAGCUGUCUUUACUCCCCCACGAAUGCUCCUGAGCUGGCUUCCAGCCCUAUCACGGCACAGGCCCACCGGCCUUCCCAGGGCCCUCGCCAGUGGCCGAGCGCGUGCGGCUGCGGCUCCGCGGCUGUCCUCACCUGCACGGCCACUGUCCAUCUGCACGGGCGCUCAGGGACGUGGCACACCUCUGCAUCUGCCCGCACACUGGGUGGCUGCUGGCCAGCCCCUGCCCUCCCCCAGGGCCUGCUUUGCCCACCAGCGGUGGCUUUCCCCAGUCCUGCGUCCCUGCCAGUCCCUGGUCAUUGCACACUGGAGUGCUCUCUCUGCUUGGCCCCUCACUGAGCCUGCAGCCACCUGACUAGGACCCGGGGUGGCUGGAGAAGUCCUUGAGUGAAGCUUGCUGUCCCCUAUUUGUGCAUGGGCUCCUGGCACCACUCCUUUCUGGGUAGCAAGCAUUCAGCACCUGUGAGAAGGUCUUUAUUCAUGGAGAAGAAACUGCUGCCACAUCCCUGCAGUGUGGCUGGCUGGUCUCUCUGGAGUUGUUUUGUUGUGGCUCUGAGUAACUCUGGACAGGCAGUUAGCCAGGCUGGACUCUGGAGGCUUUGCUGCCUUCUCUGCCUGUGCUCCCCUCACCCGUGUCAGCAUCCAGAUGUGCCCCAGCAGAGGUUUUGCUGGUCACAGGAGCUGGCUGCUGAGCCCACCUUGCAAUAAUGGUCCAGGACCCUGUCCAGCGCCCAUGCUGUGCCUCAGGCCAGGAAGGGGGGACAGUGAGGCUGGAGACCGGUCACCCUCUUCUUGCUUGUGGCUGCCAUUGAUCACCCUCAGUGGGGAGUGGCAGAUGCUGGUGGCAGGGCCAGGGGAUGUGAGGCCGUGGUGAAGGAAGCCCCUCUCUGCCAGCAGCUCCCUGCCUGGUGCCCAGCCCUGGCCCGAGGGAUGCAGAGCCCACCUUGCCUGGGGACUGCUUCCACCAGUGCUCCGGCACAGCCACCGCAGCGGGGCCAGGGACGGUGUCAGGGGAGGGGAGCUGUGACCCACUGGGGGCCUGGGGAGCCCUGCGAGUCCCUGACUGCCUGCACCUGGGGUGGUUUGGGGUGUCCCCACUGCUGCCUGGGGAGCUUGGGGGGUGCCUGGUGCCCUUCUCCAGGCUGGUGGGGAGCUGAGCUUAGACCUUGACCCAGGCUGAACCUCCUGCACCCAAGGGUGCUGUCCUGGUGGGGGGGCUCUCCCUGCCUGUGGAUGGGUGCUGGGAGGACCUCUGAUCCCCACUGUGAAGUCUCCCUGUGGAUUUUUCCACCCCUGUUGCAUGCAGAGGCUGUGGCCAGGGGCAGGCUCUGCUCUUUCAGCAUGAGGAGGGGGAGAGGAGCCUGUGCUGGGGUCAGCAGUGUGGGCUGGGAAACCUGCUGGUGUGGCUGCGGCAGCUGUGGGGCAGGCAGGGCCCGGCUCCUUCCCCCCCUGAGGGCAGUGGGUGUGUGCAGCCCCUCGCAGAGCAGAGUGGGGCUGGGCCCCUGCCUGCGCCCUACCUCCCUGCCUCAGCCCCCUCGGGUUUCAGCUCUCCCCGGAGGUGGCAGGACCCUUCCAGUGUGCAAGCCCCAGCCUGGCCCGAGGGAUGGAUCAAGCGCUGUGUUGCCACUCUCACCCUGUUGCCUUAGGAGAUUAAAAAAAAAAAAAAAAUAAAAAAGUAAAGCUCAGGAGCCCUGCUCCCACCUGCAACAGCUCUCCACUGCCAGGCCCAGGGGAGGCUCCCAGCCCCACAGAGGCUGGGAAAGGCCUGGAGAGAGGGAAGAGAAUCAGCUCUGCUUGUUUAGUGCUUGGGAAUUAAGUGUUUUAUCGGGGGCGGGCAGCAGGGAAGCUUGGUCUGAGUUGAUAGGAAAGUCUUUGCUCUUGAGGUGCUGGACACCCACACUGUGCCAGAGGGUGCCUGGGGAAAUGCCAGCUCAGCUGAGGGGGUGUCUGGGCUGUUUUGGGGCGGGGGGGGUGCUGGUCCUCCUGCCCCAGCAGGUGCCUGGAAGGUAGGUGGGGGAGUCGGUGCUGCGAGCAAAGAUCAGGCUGCAGAGGGGCUGGGCUGUGCUGCUGCUGGUGUGGGGCACACAGGUGUCUGGCAGGGGCGAUGAGCCCCUGCAACACCGUCUUCUCAUUGCUGUGGUGUUUCCCUUCCCUUGCCCUGUGGCCGGAGAGGCAGAUCUGGUGCUGACAAUGCUGCCUGGGCCUUCUCCGUUUUUAAACAGCUCUGGAGCUUGUGGAGGUAACUGUAGUGCCUGUCCCUUGCAGAGGCCUGCGUGCUGCAGGCAGGGGUACAGCACCUUCCUGGGCACAGCUCUGCCAGCUGGGCUGGCACGUGAACAGACACUGGUCACAAGCCACCACUGGAUUUUUGUGUUUUUUUUUUUUUCUUGUUUUUCCCCUUUUGACCACAGCAAUCAGAGAACAUCCAUCUCAGCCUGGCCUUGUGAAGUAAGUUUUUUUUCCCUUCAGGUUGUAGUAGGGUCAGAACCACUAAUAAAAGCCCUUUGAAGACCA
Molecule: messenger RNA, 5771 nt
Organism: Tyto alba (common barn owl)
Lineage: Eukaryota; Metazoa; Chordata; Aves; Strigiformes; Tytonidae
Gene: TRAF2
Product: TNF receptor associated factor 2
Exons: 10
Coding region: 845-2314 (489 amino acids)
Biological process (GO): protein K63-linked ubiquitination; positive regulation of canonical NF-kappaB signal transduction; regulation of apoptotic process
Cellular component (GO): plasma membrane signaling receptor complex; cytosol; cytoplasmic side of plasma membrane
Molecular function (GO): ubiquitin-protein transferase activity; ubiquitin protein ligase binding; zinc ion binding
Source: RefSeq, a predicted model, not a curated record